AAAUAAGUGGCAUCAUGUCGAAAUGCUUUUGAGGAUGGGACAUGAAAUCAAAGAGGAUGUCAUGGAGUACUGCGAAGGCAAUUUUGAUCUGUAUUUUGUCAUUGACAAAUCAACCACUACAGGCCCCUGGGGUGAAAUGUUUUCGUCUUGGGAAGACAUGAUGGAGAAGUACCUGAACCCUGAACUGCGGAUGUCUUACAUUACCUUUGCCAAGGUAGCUGAUAUCAGAAUGCCACUCACCGAUGACAGGAAACGCUUCCGUGAAGUUAUGGCCUACAUCAGCAAGUACUCCGUUUCGGGUUCAGUUUCCAACGUGAACGAGGGAUUGAAACUGGCUUACCAGCAGAUUGAACAAGCCAAUUCCGUUGGCAAGUCGGUUAUGAGUGUGAUCAUUGUUGUGAUCAGUGGACCUGUAAAUGGUCCUGCAUUUGAAGAAGCUAAGCAGGUGGUUAAACAGGCUCGGAAUAUGGGAUCAUUCAUUUACGUAGCGGGUGUGAUGUCAGCUCAGAGAUACCAGCUGGAAGCCCUUGCAGACAGCUGGGACCAUGUGGAAGAUGUGCAAGGUCCAACACCUAAAAUGCACUCGCAUGUGGACUGGUUCUGUACGAGGGCCUGUCUAGAACUGAGAGAGGUGCAGCCCGAUCCUGUAUGUGUGGGAGAUACCAGCGUCAACUUUAAAGGUUAUGGCAUGAAUAAUGCCAAGACUAAAGACAACAUAAUCUGCAGAUACAAAUUCAGUGACAAGGAUGUGGUUGAUAAAAAGGGAAUCAGUAUAAUUGAUAGAUUUACCAUCAAGUGUCCUUUACCUAAGAGAGUGAAACCUGAUCAGAGGAUUGUUGUGGAACUCAGCCUGAACAAAGGGAGGGACUUCCUCAGAAACAACGUCAGUAUGAGGACCAGAGACUGCAGUAUCCCGUCAACAACGACCACCACCACCACCACCACUACCACAACCACGACGACGACGACUCCUAAGCCACCCCCACCCACAACGACAACAACGACGACGACGACUACAAAGCCCACAACCACAACUCCAACAACGACCACGACCACUACCACUACCACUACCACCACCACCACUACUACCACCACCACCACCACCACCACCAUCACCACCACCACCACUCCUUCCACAACUCCGACAACUACUACCACAAAGGCGAUACCCCCCAAAACCAGUUAUCCACCUGGCAGCACUGUAGUCCUUCAGCCUCGCCCCAGUGAAGGUUUGGUGAUCAUCACCAUUUUGCUGGCCCUGGCACUGCUCUGGACGCUGCUGUGGCUGCUCUGGUGGCUGUGCUGCAGGAAAGUCAAGAAGCCACCGCCGCCAGUAAAGCCCAAGAAAGCACCACGUCCACCACCCCCUCCACCACCCGUGACGGUGUGCCCCACAGUGAUCAUCUGCUGCUGUGCCUGCCAGGGGGUGUGGGUGAGAGGACCGCAGGGCAAUCUGAAUCCCUUGUGCAACAUCAUCCCACCAAGCUGUCAACAGCUGCCACUGAUGUGGUGUCGGUCCAGGGAGCAGGAGAGGUGGCCCAGUCUCACCCUCAUGAAGAACCCCUGCAACCCAAGUGCGUGCCUUCAGCCCAGCCUGGACAGACUCCCCCUCACCUGGUGCCCACAGUGCCACCACCUCCCAGACAGGUGCUCCAGGCCUUCCUCCAGGCUCCUGCCACUGCCUCCAGCCCGGGAUCAAGCGCUCUGCAGGAACACCUUGUCCCUGCCUCCCCCAUAGCCCAACUUCAACGCACCCACACCCCACAUGAAGAGGAUUUAUUUGC
Messenger RNA from Ochotona princeps (American pika), 1784 nucleotides. Its product is annotated as anthrax toxin receptor-like. Lineage: Eukaryota; Metazoa; Chordata; Mammalia; Lagomorpha; Ochotonidae. The coding region runs from base 23 to 1738 and encodes 571 amino acids. Gene Ontology annotation, molecular function: signaling receptor activity. The record is from RefSeq and is a predicted model, not a curated record. The transcript is spliced from 17 exons. Gene Ontology annotation, cellular component: membrane.